Trichoderma virens Gv29-8 is the source of this 951-nucleotide messenger RNA. RefSeq lists its product as uncharacterized. Lineage: Eukaryota; Fungi; Ascomycota; Sordariomycetes; Hypocreales; Hypocreaceae. The coding region runs from base 1 to 951 and encodes 316 amino acids. The record is from RefSeq and is a predicted model, not a curated record. The transcript has 2 exons.
AUGUCAGCUGAGCAAAUUCCACUCCAGCUCAUGCCGCAGCAGUUGCGAGCUAGAGAUGGAGACGAUUGGACCGGCAUCACUGAUCCCAAGGAGCGGAAAAGACUGCAAGAUCGGAUGAAUCAAAGAGCUAGACGUCAACGAAGAAAGGCCAGAUCUCUGCCUUAUCCGGAACCAGCCACAAGAGAGCAUCAUCCACAAACUUCACUCAUCAAUUUGCAGAUUGUUACCUGUAAUCAACACAAACUCUGGCACAACCUCCCGCCUUGUUUCCCACGCAACCUAAGCUUCUUUACCGCCUGUCAACCGGAUUCUGAGGAGACGCGGCAGUUGAUCCAUCAGUUUUCAUCUUGGAUAUUGCAGCGCUACCUGCGGGGGUGCCUAGAUACAGAAACACUCCCGAGCCUAGUUCAGUUUAAUACCUCGCGGGCUCUGGUGGUUAACGCCCAGAUCCUCGGGUACACGACUUCGCGCAUGUCACCCAGCGCGCGGUCUCACUUCACUGCAGUGGAUGUCGCCGAGCCCGUGUUCAACACCCUGCCAGCCAGUCUUAGGCCCACGGCUCUCCAGCGCGAGGUCCCCCACCAUCCUUGGAUUGACGUCUUGCCGGUGGCUGAACUUCGUGACAAUCUGAUGCGUCAAGAUGAGUCUACCUACGAUGCCGCGCAGCUUUGUGGCGACAUGCGCGGGUUUCAAUCUGUGAGUACUGGGCAUGGGGGCGUCCUUGUAUGGGGGGAUCCCUGGGAUCCGGAAGGCUGGGAAGUGACCGAGGCGUUUGCACAGAAGUGGCCAUGGGUAGUUCAGGAUAGUUGUAGCUUGCUUCGAUCGACCAACUACUGGCGCGCAAAACGCGGUGAGCCUGCUCUUUACUUGCCGGGCUAUUCAUUAGCAGAGUCUGGACAGCAUCCGCGCGUUCGAGACAUUGAAGAGGACCUGGCACUGCCGCAUAGAUGA